Messenger RNA from Ceratitis capitata (Mediterranean fruit fly), 7583 nucleotides. RefSeq names its product phospholipid-transporting ATPase ID (gene ATP8B). The transcript has 22 exons. The coding region runs from base 71 to 5545 and encodes 1824 amino acids. Lineage: Eukaryota; Metazoa; Arthropoda; Insecta; Diptera; Tephritidae. Gene Ontology annotation, biological process: phospholipid translocation; Golgi organization. Gene Ontology annotation, cellular component: plasma membrane. Gene Ontology annotation, molecular function: magnesium ion binding; ATP binding; ATP hydrolysis activity. The record is from RefSeq and is a predicted model, not a curated record.
UUAAUAACAACAACAGCGGAACAGGUAAUAUUUACCUAUCUAUGUGUGGAAGUGAAUACGGCAGUGUGAGAUGCUAAGCGGAAAUCGAAAGCGGCCGGAUACACUGGAAUUAGAGGUCCUCGGGGCACGCCAAGCAGAGUCUUCCGACAAUGAGGACUACGCUCUCACAGCGCACGUUCUACCACAGAAAGCUCACCAUAAGAACGCAAAGCAUCAACAUCAGAAAUCGACAUCCAAACCGCAAACGGCCAAAGCGGCCAAAACGCAAUGCAUAUCCGAUGGGGAUGGCACUGAAAAGUCAUCCAGCACGCAGCAUCUAACAAGCUGCACACGCUCUUUCACGUCGGAAAGCCCGCAGCGUCACAGGUGGUUUCAUUUACGUCGCAAACCACGCGAUGUACCAGCUGAAGCCGCUCUGCUCGCGCAGCAAAAUGCUGGCGAUAUCAGCAUCACAAAUACUGCCCCUACAACGCUAGCCAAGCCCGAAAUAACGGGUAUCGUCAACACGACCACCACAAACAGUACAACGCUGCACACAAGUCUGACAAUACCCGAUGUUGCAGCUGUGCUUACGCGACACGACUCUCAAAAACGUCGCAGUCGCACACAAACCGAUAGUCUUUAUAGUUUAGCAACACUGGCACAAUCGAGUGAAAUACGCGUGCAGCAACGUUUCGAAUCUACAGUGCCUGGCGCGUUGGUAAAUAAAGCAAAUGCUACAGAAAAAGAGGCGACAACGCUCUAUACAAAUGAGAACAGCGAGGCUAUAGCACAUACUACUAAGGAAUUUCGGGAGCAUCAUAGCGCUGUGCGCGAGCAUAUGCUACUCACAAAUGAGUUGGCGUCAGCGGAGGAUGUCGCAGACGGCGCUGUACCACCAUCGGCCCCUGGGUUUCAAGCAAAACUAUUAACCGUUCUAGGGUAUUUGCCCGGCUGGAAGAAAAAGGCAUGCACUAGCCGCCGCUCGCGCGCUAAACACCCGGCAGGUGUCGCGAUAGGGAGUGUCAGUACCAAUGACGGAUCGCUGGAUGGUAACGGUGGUGGGGAGAGUAUAAGCGGACAUAAAAGUCUAAAUGCAAGCGCUGACUUCGAACAUUUUUCGUCCACGACAGGUGUUAAUGGCGCUGACAGGGGUGUACGUAGGUUGUCACAAAUGCGACGACGACGCAGCUCAUACUACUUCUCUGAGAAUGAACGCAGAAUUCGAGCCAAUGAUCGAGAGUUUAAUGCACAAUUCAAAUACGCCGAUAAUUUCAUCAAAACGUCCAAAUAUACACUGCUGACAUUUUUGCCAUUUAAUCUGCUCGAGCAAUUUCAACGUCUUGCCAAUUUCUAUUUCCUGUGCUUAUUGGUGCUACAACUCAUACCAGCGAUAUCAUCGUUAACACCCGUCACCACAGCCAUACCGUUAAUCGGCGUCUUAACAUUGACAGCGGUUAAGGAUGCCUAUGACGACAUACAACGCCAUCUGUCGGAUUCUCAGGUGAAUAAUAGACGAUCAAAAACAUUGAGGAAUGGGCAAUUAGUCGAUGCAAAAUGGUCAGGAGUGCAAGUUGGCGAUGUGAUACGUUUGGAGAACAAUCAAUUUGUAGCCGCCGACAUUCUUCUGCUGACAACAUCCGAACCGAAUGGCUUGUGUUUCAUCGAAACAGCCGAAUUGGAUGGAGAAACGAAUUUAAAAUGCAAGCAAUGCUUGCCAGAGAUCACCGAGUUGGGUCAGCGCCAUGAUCUACUGUGGAAUUUCAAUGGCGAGAUAAUUUGCGAGCGGCCAAAUAACUUACUAAACAAGUUCGAGGGCACACUCAUUUGGCGAAAUCAGAGAUACGCGCUCGACAAUGAGAAAAUCCUACUAAGAGGCUGUGUAUUACGCAACACACAAUGGUGCUAUGGAGUUGUUAUAUUUGCGGGCAAAGACACGAAACUCAUGCAGAACUCAGGCAAAACACAAUUCAAAAGUACCGGCGUUGAUAGACUGUUAAAUUUUAUUAUAAUUGGGAUCGUACUUUUUCUACUUUCAAUAUGUGCGUUCUUCACGCUGGCCUGCGCCAUUUGGGAAAGUUUUAUUGGACAGCAUUUUCAGGUGUACUUACCAUGGGAGAAUAUCAUACCAAAAAAUGUUGCACAAGGCUCUACCGUUAUCGGUUUGUUGGUUUUCUUUUCCUAUGCCAUCGUCUUAAAUACUGUUGUGCCAAUAUCUCUCUACGUUUCAGUAGAGGUUAUACGUUUCGCCCAAUCAUUUCUUAUCAAUUGGGAUGAGGAAAUGUACUACGAACAAUCAAAAACUCAUGCCAAAGCACGUACCACCACGCUCAACGAGGAGUUGGGACAAAUACAAUAUAUAUUUUCGGAUAAAACCGGUACACUAACACAAAAUAUAAUGACAUUCAACAAAUGCAGUAUUAACGGACGUACAUACGGCGACGUAUUCGACCUGCGUACGGGUGAAGUUAUCGAGGUUACAGAUAAGCAAAAAUAUGUACAGAAUAGCAACUAUAACUUGAGCAACAGUAGUAGUAUCGGCAACAAAAGCACGACGGCACCAACAAUUCUAUUGCACACUGCCGAAGUGCAUCCGAAAAGCACAAUUAUGGUCUCUAGUCCCGAGGAUGGUGGUGCCGCCGAUAUUUCCAUAGCACCUUUAAACAUAACAACGGCAACGGCAACAGCAAUGGCAACAACUAAAGAAACUACUAUGCCCAUUAAAGGUGUGGUAGGUGGGCAGGCAGCGGCGGCAGUGACGAUGAAAGCCCUGCAUGAGUUCACACCUUCACCAACCAGCAAUAUACGACGCGUGCAGUACGAUGAAAAUUCCAUUGGUCACACAGACAAGUCGGAAACGACGUCGGCUCAGCAAGCAACUUGGCGGCAACGCUCAACAUCUCAGUCACCAACACGUCAAAUGCGACGCCAGUUGUCGACGCUGUCCAAUACGAGUGAUAAAGCUUUGGAACCGGUGGACUUUUCGGCGAACCCCGAAUUCGAACCGGACUUCCGCUGGUAUGACAGAACGCUGCUGGAUGCGGUACGGUCUGAUGAGGAGCAUGCGCAAAACUUCUUUCGUUUACUCGCCCUGUGUCACACAGUCAUGCCCGAGUAUGUGGAGGGACAUCUGGAAUAUCAGGCUCAAAGUCCCGACGAAGCUGCAUUGGUGUCGGCAGCACGAAAUUUCGGUUUCGUUUUUCGUUCGCGCACGCCGAACAGUAUAACGAUAGAGGUGAAGGGCAAUCGUGAGGAGUAUGAGCUUCUCAACAUUAUAGAUUUUAAUAAUGUGCGCAAACGAAUGUCGGUGAUAUUGCGACGCGGCGACGAUAUUUUCCUGUACUGUAAAGGUGCCGAUAAUGUGAUUUACGAUAGAUUAAGUUCCAGUCAAAAUGAUAUUAAGACGCGUACUCAGGACCAUUUGAAUAAAUUCGCUGGCGAAGGUCUACGAACACUGGUACUCGCUGAACGUCAUCUUGACGAAGCCUACUACAUGGAUUGGUCGCAGCGUCAACAAGUAGCGGCAGUUUCAUUAGAUGCACGCGAAGAGAAAUUGAACGCCAUGUAUGAGGAGAUCGAAACUGAACUGAUACUCGUCGGAGUAACGGCAAUUGAAGAUAAAUUACAGGACGGUGUACCCCAAACGAUAGCCAAUCUACAAAUGGCGGGUUUGAAAAUUUGGGUUUUAACUGGCGAUAAGCAAGAAACCGCUAUAAAUAUUGGCUACUCCUGUCAAUUGCUAACCGACGAGCUGGCAGAUGUAUUCAUUGUAGAUGGCAGUUCGUUAGAGGAAGUGAAUAAACAGUUGCGCGAAUUCCGCGAAUCGGUGCGAAUUCUAAAUCGAUUUAGACCCACGCCGCUGGAGCCAGCCGUAAAUCUCAAUAUAAAUGGCGGGAAUAGUGCCGAUCGAAAUUCAUCCUUCAUGUAUGGCUCAGGGUUGCGAACGCAGACCUCACCACCGCCAGCGCCAGCGAUAUCAGUGGUUACCUUUAGGUGGGAUGAUGACAAAAUUAAGCAUAAUAAGGGCGAACCGGACAGCGCUGAGUGUAAUGAGCUCUACGAUAAUCUCGAGAAAGGUGAGGAGGGCGCGACUACUUUGCGUCCAGAUGAAAUCAUCGAAGAGAACACCGGUUUCGCAAUUGUCGUUAAUGGGCAUUCAUUAGUCCAUUGCCUCUCGCCGGAAUUGGAAUCAAAGUUUCUUGAUGUGGCUUCACAGUGCAAAGCCGUCAUAUGCUGUCGCGUGACGCCCCUGCAAAAAGCCUUAGUGGUAGAGUUAAUUAAGCGCGCAAAGAAUGCGGUAACCUUGGCCAUUGGCGACGGCGCCAAUGAUGUCUCAAUGAUUAAAGCUGCGCACAUCGGUGUUGGCAUCUCAGGGCAGGAGGGCUUACAAGCAGUUUUGGCAAGUGAUUAUUCAAUAGCACAGUUCCGCUAUUUGGAGCGGCUCCUAUUGGUGCAUGGUCGUUGGUCGUACUAUCGCAUGUGCAAAUUUUUGCGUUAUUUUUUCUAUAAGAACUUUGCAUUUACCUUAUGCCAUUGUUGGUAUUCAUUCUUUUGCGGCUUUAGCGCGCAGACGGUAUUCGAUCCAAUGUUCAUAUCUGUGUACAAUUUAUUCUAUACGUCACUGCCGGUGUUGGCAUUGGGCGUAUUUGAGCAGGAUGUCUCCGACAAGCACAGCAUCGAGUAUCCCAAGCUGUACACACCCGGAAUGAAAAGUCAAUUGUUCAACACACGUGAAUUCGUUUACAGUGUUCUUCAUGGUGCAUUCAGCUCGCUGAUUCUAUUCUUAAUACCAUAUGGCACAUACAAAGACGGGAUCUCACCGAACGGACUCAUACUCAGCGAUCACAUGACUUUGGGCGCGGUUGUUGCUACAAUCCUCAUAAUCGACAACACAGCACAGAUAGCCUUGUAUACCUCGUAUUGGACGAUAUUUAAUCACAUCACCAUUUGGGGCAGCUUGGUGUGUUUCUUUGUUUUGGAUUACUUUUAUAAUUACGUCUUCGGUGGCCCUUAUGUCGGCUCACUCGCAAUGGCCAUGAAGGACUUGACAUUUUGGGCAACAACGGUGAUAACGGUUAUUGUGAUAAUGGCACCGGUAUUAGCAUAUAAAUUCUACUUAAUCGACGUACAUCCUAGCCUGGCUGAUAAGAUACGCCUGAAGUGUCGCGUCAGCACACGAUCUCGACAAAGCAAUAUGGUAAUGAGAACACCAUCGGCGCGAAAGGCGCGACGCUCAUUACGCUCUGGCUAUGCGUUCGCCCAUCAGGAGGGCUUUGGUCGCCUCAUCACUUCGGGAAAGAUUAUGCGCAAAUUACCACAGGAAUUCGCCUUCCCAUUGGGUUUGGGUAGCAAAAAGUUGCAACCGCAAACAACUGACGGUAAUGAAGGCAAAAACAGUCAAAACAAUAACAAUAGCACGAGGAGUAACAAAAAUUCAUCGACUGGUUAUCUAAACGAUACCGACGCUGAAAGCGCAGCUGGCGGUGGCGGCAGUAAUGGCGCUCAUAACGAAGAAGAUGUAAGCCCACGUGCACCUUGCCAAGACUUAGAUACAAUUAAUCUUUAAGCUUAAAUAUAUAUGUAUAUGUAUGUACAUACAUAUGUACUUGUACUGUAUAGAGUUUAGAAGAGGCCGAAUUGAUCGAUGAUUGGCAAUUAACAGCAGUUACAGUCAAUGAAUGACCAAAAUUAUAAAAACCCAAAAAAAACAGGAAUGAGAAAUAAAAAGAGUAAAGGGAAUAAUUACAAACAAAAACGAUGAAACAAAGGAAAUGAAAAGGAAAGUUUUAACAAAAUGCUAUAGACAUUAAGUAAGUCUUUAAGGAAUCUACAAUCAAUCAGAAAAAACUUGGAAUUUUAAUAGUCAUAGAAUAUAAUGUUAAUAAUGUACUAAGAUCAGGUGAUGAUUAAUCAAUUGCUAUUAAUGAUUUUGUAAAAAAAAAAACAAAUACACAUGCAACAAGGAACUAAAAUAAAUAUGUACAAUGAAAAGUGACGCAAACACAACAAUAAACUGCAAUAUUUUAGGCAGAAGCAAAAAAUAUACUACUUACAACAAAAUACUGUAAAAUAAAAGCUUUAAUCUCUAGUAAAUAGCUUUAAUGCAACCUAAAUAUUGCCCAUAAUUUGUGCAGUAGUUGUUACUAACAUAAUUAUAUAAUUAGACUAAACUUAGUUUCUACCGGAGGCAAAGAAAAUCAAAAGAGGAAUAUAAUCUCUCAAAAGGAAAAAUUUUCAAGACAACGCAGAAGAAUACUUGAAAUUUAUAGUAUACAUACAUAUAGGAUUUCCCAUCUCUCACACAUACAUAUGUAUUUAUGUUCAAUUACUUUAAGUUUUCAGUCACAAACAUACAUACAUGUAUACAUACAUACGAGUAUUGUGAUGCGAUGAUCUUCUUCAUCUCAAAAUUGCUGGUGCAACAUACUUAUGCACAUAGAAAUACAAAUUCCCCAACUAUCUAAAUAUUAAUUAGUUAAGAAGAAAUAUAUAAUUUAAUAUACAUACAUAUGUAUUAAUUAUACGAAAAUAUUGGUGUAUAUAUAUAUGUGUAUACGUAUAUAGACCCACACAUCUACCAUUUGGGUGGUUCAAGUUUUUUGUUUUUUUUUUUAAAUUAAUAUAAAGUAUAUUUCAUACCUAAGACAAAUUAUAUUCAGUUUCAUUUAAAAAAUACCAACAAUACUUUCUCUGAAAUUUUUCAAUCGGAAAAUACUAUAAGAAUACAUACAAAUAUAAAAAUUGUUGAUGUUAUUUGUUGAAAACUCACUUAGAUUGUUUUGUUGCAAUUCUAUUCUAUUCGACCAAGAACAUCUUAAAAACAAAAUUAUGUAUACAUAAAAGGACAUAAUUCCUUAAAAGCUAAAAUCGUCACACCAACAGAUAUUUAAAUUUGAGGUGAUGCAAAUAUUUUUCUUAUUGUUGCAACGAGUACUGAAAAUAAACAAAAUCUCGAUAAUUUCUAAACAUUAAAUCUUACUCCGAAGAAAUAUUAAUUUAUUUCAUUCAUCUGAAUAUUUACAAAACAUUACUAGUUUCAAAACGCAAUUGAAAUUUUUUUCAAACCUAACGAGCUGGCAUGUAUGUAUGCAUGUGUGUAGUGCAUAUAAGUAUUGAAAUCAACAGUGGUGUGUGAUUUUCGAAGAAUGAAAUGUAUUGUGAUUAUUUAAAACUUCUUUUAUACAAAGCCAAAAUAACUUAAGAGUAAUCCGUAACUUGAACCGACUCGUCCUAUCGAACGGUAUAGUUCGGUCACGUCUGAUUCGUUUCCAACAACUAGCAAGUGUACUUAUGUAGGGUGGUGCUUUUAAAAGUUUUUACACAUUUGUAUACAUACAUACAUAAAUAUUUGUAGUUGUAGUAUGCAUUCAGCGCUAAAUGAAUGCUUUUUAACAGGCAAAAAAUUUUCCUUAGAGCUAGUACACAUUGUACUCUUAACGCGUUGAUGAUUAUCGCGGUGACGCAUACGCACUUUUGUUUUAAUUUAUUCUAUUUAAAAUUUGUAAGACGCUUUUAUAGGUUAUUAGGAAUAUUAGUCUAAGCACCAGGCGCAAGAUUAUUAAGCCGAUUAUUGUUUGAAAUAAAGAAUAUUGUAUUUUUACAUA